CGUGCGAGCGAGAUUUACGUUCGGUCGUGCGAGGUGUAGGAAGGUGCUGUCUUUAGUAUGAAUUCGCACGAAAGUUCCAUUGACCCGAAUGAGGCGACAAGGCUGCUGAAAGAUAUUCUUCACGUCGGGAAAACACCAUCUGCUCCCUUGCACUAACAGUUACUGAAACAUGACUGAAGCUGGUGAGGCCAUUCACUUCAAUCAUUUUUCAUUGCGGCUUCAUCCGAUGGCACGGCGGAAAGACUGGAUAUGCACAGCCUCGGAUGUUGCAAUGGCAGCCAAUGGCAGUUUGGAAGAAGCUGUUGGAGGCUAUGGGGAUCCUUCAGAUGGUAUGGCGUCGGCUGGAAACCUCCUGGAGUCAAUUUUUCGUUCUUCUAAGGAACAACAACCGCAGGAUCCUCAGCAGCAGCAACACAUAUGCCUUCUGGAUGGCGAGGAGGAUGUCAGCGUGGACGUUUGUGGGACAGAAGUGCAAGUUGUUGUCAGUCGGCCGCGUGAAGAUGCGAGCAGUAGCAACCGGGUCAAGAUUAAAAAUAUUGUUGACUAUAGCUGGGAACUGAAAUAUAACUUAGGAAAGCACAUUUGCCUGCAUAUCUCUGGGACAUACCUCGCAUAUGCUCUGAGAGCUGCAGCUACUACUGCGGGGGUAGUACGAGUUCUGAACCUGAAAACAGGCGAGCGCCUCCUUGUUAAAGGAUUCAGAGGCCAGAUUCGUGACAUGGCCUUUGCCCGACUUGCAACCACAGUGAUGCUGGCUAUAGUGGAUGAGUUUGGGACGUUGGGUGUAUAUGAGGUUCACGAGAACACGUCGACUCUUUUGAUGAAGGUUGAACGGCCAGCAGAUGAAGAAUCAAGUGAAUAUCGCCGUGUAGUAUGGUGUCCAUAUGUGCCAGAUGAUGGUGCAAGAGGUGGCAACAGUGCAGAGGAAGACAACUCAAAAUUCCUAGUGGCGACGAACCACGAAGAGGCAGAAGUAUGGAAUGUUGGCCACAUGGUAACUGAAUAUGGAAUGAGGACAUUGACUGUGCCUCAGGUUCGUGCAGGACUUCAGAGGAUCAUCGAGCACACAAAGCCAAUCAUUGAUGCUGCAUUUGCACCUGAUGGUACAGCACUUGCCACUGCUGGCGCUGAUGGGCAGGUGCGGUUCUUCCAAGUGUAUAUGCAGGACCCUGAUGCAACACCCAGGUGUCUUCAUCGAUGGUCCCCACACAACCAAAAGCCUGUGACUUGCCUGUUCUUUUUGGACAAUUUGAAGGCUUGCAAUCCAGACACACAGUUUUGGAAGUAUGCUCUCACUGGCACAGAUAGCAACACUGAACUGAAGAUAUGGAGCUGUGAAACAUGGGCUUGCCUUCAGACUAUCAGGUUCAUUGUUUCACCCGGAGACAUGGCACCAUUGCCUGCAUUGAAGGUGGAAAUGGACCCUACGUCCUCUUAUUUAGUGCUGUCAGACAUUCACAGAAAGGUCAUGUAUGUUGGUCAGGUGCAACAAGACACCAAGGCUGAGUUGGUGACCCUUGCUCUGUUUCCAGUGGUGUUGCCCGUACUCAGUUUCACAGUAGUUGAAGCAGUGCGGUGUCGCUUCAAGCCGUCCACUGACACGGAGCAUGUUAAUCGCCUUGACGCAGCAUCUCAUCGCCAAGUGAAGAAGCUUGCACAGCCCGAGGAGGCGGAUGCCGCGGAUGAGGAUCGCAGCUCUGAGAAGCUUCAGGAAGGCACAAUGGUGCGCCUGUAUUGGAUGACCACAAAGUCCAUUCAAGCCUGCCAUAUUGUAUAUCCUACUUCAACUAUUUCUGCUGGGCUAUCAUCUGCAGUGUCUCUUAGCACACUGUCGCAGCACUCUGGAGUGUCUGGCUGCACAGACCACUUGUCUGAUAUUAGUGCUGAUGCUGACGAUGAUGAAAGGGCUGGGAAAAGUGAGCGUGAUUGUGAUACUCCUAGUAACAAAGGGAAGGAGGAUAGGGAUGAUGAAUCAAGUUUUACUGCGGCCAAACUCCUGCUCAAGCCAAGUGAUUUUGUGUCGCCAUCAAACUCUUCAACUUCCUUGACACCCUGUACUGCAGCUGCAUCCACUAACACCGACCCACUGCCAUCCACCACAUCUCCAGGCGAGAGUACUGAGGCAUCAACGCCUGUUCCAAGUGAGCUGUGCACUAUUCCAGUGGCAGCUUCACUACCCUCUCCAGGAACAACACCUAAUGCACUAGACCUGUCGCGGAAAGGAGUUCUUGAAGAAGCUGAGGGUGUUGCAGCCAUGACAGCUACAGCUAAUGGGCAUUCUGAAGAAGUAUGUGAACUGUCUGAGCCACCUCAGCGCAAGUUGUCUCAGAGAAGCACAGCCAGCUCAUCAAGUCAGGAGGUUGCUGACAUCAUGGCACCUGCAGAGAGGCUUGCUAAUGCUGUAGACAGUUCAGAUGAGGAUGAUGACGAGGAAGAGGAGGAGGAGGAGUUGGAGCCAGGCCUGGAGUAUGAUUCCGCAGCUGAAGACUUACACCGUGCUGCACCCGAGCCUUCAGCAAGUGAUCCAUCCACCUUGGCUGCUUCCAUGUGUGAGAGCCAGGAGGGCAGAGAUAAUGGUGCAUGGCCCCAACCCCUGGACAACACUAAAGCGUUUUCUACAGCAACCACAGUAUGCAAGCAUGCAGUAGAGGACGGUUCGCUUCAAGCUGGCCGGGAAAGCACUGCCCGAGCACUGGGCGAGGUGGAGCUCGUGAUCUCUCAGCUUACAGAGGAAACUAGCACACUUACAAAGACUGUGAGUGCACUGAGCUCUGAAUUUCAUAAACACCGUGCAAUGCUUCUGAAGUUGGAAGAAGGACAGUCUCAUCGGGAUGGAAUGCUUUCAUCCCUCAUGGCUGAAACCAGGGCAAACGUAGCUUCUCUGGUGAAGCUUGAAGCUGCCAUUGCUCAGCUGAGUGAGAUACAGAGGGCUGGCAUUGAUAAACAAGCAACCAUCGUAGCCCAGAGCUUGGCUGCUGUACUUGGCACUCACUUGGAAAAGUCCAUUGCAAAUGAAUUCAAGAACUCUGUUGUCCCAACUGUGGUGAAGGUUAUUGACACAACAAGAUGUGAAAUUUCCAGGAGGCUCGAGACAACUGAAGCUGUAAUCAGAGAUACCAUUAUCAAAGCAAUCAAAAGCAAGGUGAUGGCUGAUACAGUAGCUCAAGCCAUCAGUGCUUCAGUACAGUCACACGUGCAAGGGACAUGUCGAGAGAUUAUGCAAAAUACCCUUAUGCCAUCACUUGACCGCAUCUGUCAAAACCUGUUCCUUCAGCUCAACGAGACCUUUCAGCAGGGCACCCGUGAGUUUCUCCAUCAAGCCCAGCAGCAUAUUGAUAAACAUGGUGAAGCUCGUGCUGCCGAAGCCAUGAAGAAUGUUGAGUCAAACGUGGACCGCAGUCUACAGAUCUUUUUACGUGACCACAAAGCUGCACUGGGGCCUCCAGAUUUUCGUGCUACUCUUGAUGAGGCUGUGACAAAUUCAUUGCAUAACCUGAAGGCAGGACUUCUACAAGCAUUGGCUGGGCAACAGGAGAUGCUUGUGAACAAUCUGAGGGAAGAGAUGCAUGGCGCACUGAAAGAGACAGUAGCUGCAGCUGCAUCUGAAGGACUAGGAGCUCGCUCUAAAAUGAACACACCAGUGCCCGUUGCUGACCCACAUCUUGUGCUGCAGCAAAUUACUCUACUAGUGCGUCAGGGCCAGUAUAAUAUGGCUUUCCAGCAGGCUCUGUCAGUGGCUGACCUGGCUACAGUUGUGUCAACAUGCGAGAUGGUGUCCCCUGCCAUUGUCUUUGGCCAGCAUCCAUGCCCUUUACAACAGCCAGUGCUGCUCUCGCUCAUCCAGCAGUUGUGUGCAGACCUUGCAACCAGCACUGAAAUUAAGCUGAAGUACCUGGAAGAGGCUGUGCUCAGCCUAGACAAAGAAAACGCAGUCACAAAGGAGCACAUGAAAGUUAUCUUGACACAGCUGUGCCAGAAGCUCAGCAAAUUCCUCACAGGAACACCUCUUCACAACAUGGGGCGCAUGGCCAAACGUCUGCUUAUGGUCGCCCAGAGCUCUCUCACCUGCUAGCUUCCAGUCAAUGUGAGGAAUCUGGGGAAUCCACAGGGUUCAUCUCAGUGGAGGACACUUGUGGUCAAGGCACUGUGAAGUUUUUGUAGUGUGCUGUGCCUGGCAUACAGUGGGCUAGAAUGAUGGAAGUGUGCACGAGGAGUGUACAGUGUGGCAGCAAUUUGGCUCUUGCUGCAGUAGACCAUUGUUAAAGGUGCUCUGGGGAUCACCUGCUUUUCCCCAUUUUUUUCCUUCCGUGUUUCUUUUCACCUUAAGGGGAAAGGAGAAGGGGCAACGCUGUACAUGUUCUCAUUUCAAAAUAAUGCUUUGCCAGUGCACUUUUAUUGGUGUACAACCAACAGCAAUCUGUGCAGUAUCCAAGAUAGUGCAUCACGGUUACUUAAGCAGUUUUCCCUCAACCAUGCACAUUUUGUACCAAUUUAUUAAACAGUUUGAAAUGAAAAUUAAGUUUUUCUUUGAAAAUUAGGUUCUACUGCUCUUCUUUAAAGCUUAACAAUGUGGCAGAGCACUUUGCACAUAGAUGUAUACUGUAGCCAAUAUUUCAGUUCGACUAGUAUUUGUUAACUGGCCAUAUGCUAUGCUGCUCAGCACCUUUGACAAAUGUUUUGCCACUGGUUUGUAUUGCCAUAUUUUCACCUCUUCAUGCAGCAUUUCCACUACCUCUCCCCUUUCCUCGUGUUUCCACUUAAAGCAGAAUGUGUCAUCUUUUUGCAAUUACAAAUUUUAAGAAUUGUUAAAUUCACCUUUGCCUCACUGUAACAUUGUUCUUGCAUUUCAUUUGACACUUUCUCUGUAUUGUUUACUGAGUGCUGUUUGUUUUUGUAGAUUGAAGAGAAAUAAAGGUUUUCUAUUUAUUCAA
Dermacentor albipictus is the source of this 4931-nucleotide messenger RNA. RefSeq names its product Enhancer of mRNA-decapping protein 4 homolog Ge-1 (gene Ge-1). Gene Ontology annotation, cellular component: P-body. The record is from RefSeq and is a predicted model, not a curated record. NCBI's taxonomy places the organism in Eukaryota, Metazoa, Arthropoda, Arachnida, Ixodida, Ixodidae. Gene Ontology annotation, biological process: deadenylation-independent decapping of nuclear-transcribed mRNA. Gene Ontology annotation, molecular function: protein binding.